AUGACGGAAAAGAAUCAGAUAAGCUCCACGGGCUCAACCGCAGGAGAUAUCCUCAAUGAAAGGGAAGCAGAAGCAGGGUCAAACAGCAAUUUCCUCGCAGCCUCCAGCAAGGAAACUCGAGACGUCUCUGAGAACUCCUCAACCACAGAUGUGGACCCGGAGAAAUCUGAACAACCUGCAGAAACUGCCGAAGAACUUCCUUUACGAGACAUCACUGGCUGGAAAUGGGCAGUCGUCGUUCUGUCCAUCCUUAGUUCAACUUUCUUAUUCGCACUUGACAACACCAUUGUAGCCGACAUCCAGCCCGUCAUCGUCCUGCACUUCAACGACGUUAAAAACCUCACCUGGCUCUCUGUAGCAUUCCUCAUCGGUGCCGCAGCCACCAACUUGAUCUGGGGCAAAAUCUUCGGGCAGUUUAAUGCCAAAUGGACUUACAUACUGUGCGUCUUGCUCUUCGAACUAGGCUCCGCUAUCUGCGGCGCCGCGCCAUCUAUGGAUGCUCUCAUCAUCGGACGGGCCAUCUGCGGUGUUGCCGGCUCGGGAAUGUACGUUGGAGUCAUGACUCUUCUCGCUGUAACGACGACUAUUCACGAACGUCCCAUGUAUAUUGGCGGUACUGGUUUAACCUGGGGUCUCGGGACAGUUCUUGGACCCGUCACCGGCGGUGGUUUCUCGGACAGCCCAGCAGGAUGGAGAUGGGCAUUCUACAUCAACCUUUGCAUCGGCGCUGCCUGCGCCCCCGUCUAUCUGUUCAUACUCCCCAACAAAGACCCCCGCCCGGGAAUCCCUUUGAUGGACCGCGCUCGUGAGAUGGACUACGUCGGAAGUGUUCUCACCAUGGGAGCCUUCGCCUCCGGCGUCAUGGCCGUAUCCUUCGGCGGUGUAACCUAUGACUGGAAUUCCGAACAAACCAUCGGCCUCUUCUGCUGUUCUGGCGUCCUCUUCAUCCUCUUGGGACUUCAACAAGUUUACGCCAUUUUCACCACCACUAGCCGACGUAUCUUCCCAGUGGAGUUUUUCAAGUCGAGGACUAUGCUCAUUCUCUUCGCCAUGACCGCUGCAGGCGGAACCGCAAUCUUCAUUCCCAUCUACAUGAUCCCGAUCUUCUUCCAGUUCACCCGCAACGACACCGCCCUCGAAGCAGGCGUGCGUCUCCUCCCCUUCAUCAUGCUCAUGAUCUUCGCCGUCAUCGGAAAUGGCGCCAUCCUCUCUACCUACGGCUACUACAUGCCCUGGUACACGCUCGGCGGUCUCCUCUGCCUAACCGGCGGCGCGCUCAUGUAUACCGUGGAUACCGAGACAUCAGUAGCAAGAGUGUAUGGCUACAGCAUCAUCAUCGGGUUCGGCGACGGUCUGUUUGCACAAGCUUCUUUCUCCAUAGCGCAAGCUAUCGUGGACCCACAACUCAUCACCUCAGCUGUAGGCUUUAUCACUUGCGCACAGGUCUCUGGCGUCACUAUCGCUUUAGCUAUUGCGAACUCAGUCUUCCUUAAUAAAUCUCAAACCUCGAUCGCGGAACUUCUGCCUGGUACGCCAUUGGCUGAAGUCCAGCAGGCUAUUGCUGGUGCUGGUAGUGCUUUUGUUGCUAGUUUGAGCGAUGUUGUGAAAACGGAGGUAUUGAAGGCAAUUGUCUCUGCCAUGAGCAAAACCUAUAUCCUUGUUAUUACCGCUGGUGCACUUGCCACCGUGUUGAGUUUGGGGAUGAAGAGGGAGAGACUGUUUAUUGCUGCUGGUCAUGCUGGGUAG
Molecule: messenger RNA, 1746 nt
Organism: Mollisia scopiformis
Lineage: Eukaryota; Fungi; Ascomycota; Leotiomycetes; Helotiales; Mollisiaceae
Product: putative HC-toxin efflux carrier
Exons: 1
Coding region: 1-1746 (581 amino acids)
Biological process (GO): transmembrane transport
Molecular function (GO): transmembrane transporter activity
Source: RefSeq, a predicted model, not a curated record